Molecule: messenger RNA, 3576 nt
Organism: Sardina pilchardus (European sardine)
Lineage: Eukaryota; Metazoa; Chordata; Actinopteri; Clupeiformes; Clupeidae
Gene: stambpl1
Product: STAM binding protein-like 1
Exons: 12
Coding region: 280-1677 (465 amino acids)
Biological process (GO): protein K63-linked deubiquitination
Cellular component (GO): endosome; membrane
Molecular function (GO): K63-linked deubiquitinase activity; protein binding; metal-dependent deubiquitinase activity
Source: RefSeq, a predicted model, not a curated record
UCAUUUUCAUCCAGAAGAAAAAAUUAGAGGUUUUGGGAGCGGCCCGUCACAUCGGUGUAUUCGAUUUUAUCCAGUCGUUGUUCUAUCAUAUCGUCUGUCGACUUCCAUCAUCAGGGGGAAAGUAUGACGCGCUGAGAGCGCAGCGUGUCUGAACAGGCGGAAGGCAACAGAGCAAUCGCCUCAGCAUGUGCUACAUGUGACGACAAGGAUGCGCGGAGCGUGGGACCAGCAGCAGCCCGGCUGAAUAACUGUGAGCCAGAGUCCGGGGGGGGGCACCAGAUGGACAGGUUGGGAGGACUGGAGCCUGCUGUCAGCCUGCCUGCUAGAGACACCAUGGAGCAGAGCUUCAGCUUCAACACGUUGAAGAAGCUGGCGGCAGAGCCGGACCACACGGACGUGAGCCUGACGGCGGCGGAGCGCGUGCGCGCCCUCAGCAAGAUGGGCUACAACAUCGAGAUCAACGAGGAGGUGACGCCGCGCCGCUACUUCCGCUCCGGCGUGGAGAUGGAGCGCAUGGCCGCCGUCUACCUGGAGGAGGGCAGCCUGGAGAACGCCUACGUGCUCUACAACAAGUUCAUCACUUUGUUUGUGGAGAAGCUCCCCAGCCACCGGGACUACCAGCAGUGUAGCGUGCCAGAGAAGCAAGUCAUCAUGAGGAAAUUGCAAGAAGUGGCUUUUCCACGGAAGGACCAGCUCAAGAAGCUUCUGCACGAAAAGUACAGCAAAGAGCACAACGAGUAUCUGAGGAGACAGAGCCAGGCGGCGUGCGCGGCGCAGCAGGGCUGUGACGAGCGUCUGCAGCGGCUCUCCCUGCUGGAGGAGGAGCGCCAGCGCGUGCAGCACCUGCGCCGCAUGCAGAUCGAGUCGGAGCAGUUCCGCUACUUCGAGGACCAGCUGCGGCGCCAGGAGCAGGCCAGCCGACGCCAGGACGAGCUCGCCGCCGCCAUGGCGACGGCGACGGCGGCGGCGUCCGGGGCGUCCGGCAAGGUGCCCGAACAGACGGACGGCUCGUGCCUCUCGCACGGCACCAAGAACCACGUGCGCUCGGACCCCAACCGCAACAAGAGCCCGGUGGCGGCGUCCGGCACCGGGAACAACGCCGCGCCUCAGGUCAAGCCGGCCGCCACCUUAGCCGCCGUGCAGAAUCAGCGAGUGGACGGGCUGAGGCGCGUGCUCGUGCCCCGGGACCUGACGCACCGCUUCCUUCUGCUGGCCGACAGCAACACGGCGCGGGGCAUCGAGACAUGUGGGGUGCUCUGUGGGAAACUGACCCAUAACGAGUUUGUGCUGACCCACGUGAUCGUGCCCAAGCAGUCGGCCGGGCCGGACUACUGUGACAUGGAGAAUGUGGAGGAGCUCUUCAGCUACCAGGACCGCCACAGCCUGCUCACCCUGGGCUGGAUCCAUACCCACCCGACCCAGACGGCGUUUCUGUCCAGCGUGGACCUGCACACACACUGCUCCUAUCAGCACAUGCUGCCCGAAGCCAUCGCCAUUGUCUGUGCUCCCAAGCACAAUGACACAGGAGUGUUUAGACUCACCAGCUCUGGGAUGGGGGAGGUGGCCGGCUGCAGACUGAAGGGCUUUCAUCCGCAUUCAAAGGACCCACCUCUAUUCACUAUCUGCAAACACAUUGUCGUGAAGGACACCAAGACAACGGUUCUAGACCUCAGAUGACAGGGGAACCGGGGACAAGAACCUCAUAACGCAGUGAACAUGACCGCAAGCUCUUUUUUGCAGAGGCCCACCGGUCCGAUUUUUAUCUGUUUACAUGAAGGCUUUUGUAUUUAUUUAUUUUGAACUGAAGUACUGUGGAUUUGCUUCUUUUUUUUUUUUUGCCGCCCUGAAUGUCGUGAAGAAGUUUUGAUGCAGAUGCCCUGGAGUUGUUCUGAACUCUUGUGUUGUUUCAUAUAUUUUGUUUGAUUUUAUUUUUGGGGGGGUCUUUCUUACUAUGCUCUGAAAUGGUUUGUUAAAACAAUCCGUGACUGGGUAUAUCAACUAAAUGAAACAAUAAUGCCUGGCGGGGGUGUUCCAAGAACGUGUGAGGGGUAAACCUCCGUAAAAAAAAGUCUUGAGGUUUUAUUUUGCGUGGAUAAGCAAAACUUCUCUAUCAGUAUCUUUAUCAAUUACUCUGAGUCGACUUACUCAGGUUUGUCACUAAACCAGAUACUUGGGAGUACCCCAUUGCUCUUGGAUGGAUAAUGAUUUUGUGAUCAAAUAUAUGCAGGUUUUCAUUUGAACACCAGAUGGCGGUGUAGAUCCAUUGGGAAGUGCCAGAAAAGCUUUGGUGAUUUUAUCGAUGCCUUCAGAAGGACAUGCUGAUUGACUUAAUCUGUACGCAGAGCCAAGUAGAAGACUUUUGAAGGCGUUUGUAGACAUUGACGUGUUGACCAUUCAAUGAUUUUCAGUAUUCAGCCCUUGCUUUUGGGCUGGUCUAAAAAAACUUGAAGACAUUUUGGCAUUUUUUACUUUCUACUUUGUCUGUGAAAUUUGUUGGUGGCCAACAGUCUCCCAGUCAAUAAUGGAGAGAACUCAAUAAGAUGUCAAGAUGUGAAUGGUAUACUGUCACCAGACAUAGCUGAGCCAUAUCUGAUGAUCUAGUCAGUCAUACAGUGAUUUUUUUUAGUCUUUAUUCCCUUUUGCCAUAUUUUGUUUGUAGUGAAGAAUGUUUUUUUUUUUCUUCGUGUUAAAAGAUGUUGUAGCUGCAUUUUUGAAGUUCUUUGUCAGUAUCAAGCUCUUUAUGUUGUUCACUUCUUAAGCUAAGCACACAGGUACGUUUUGCCUUCUGGUGGUGUGAUCGCUUACGUUGGGACAAAAAAUGUGUGCGAAUGAUCAAGAAAACACAGAUAACAAACACACACACACACACACACUCACACACAAAAGCACACACACACACAUAUACAGUACACACGUGCACACACAAAACCAAAGGAGUUUUCAGACAAAAACCCCUAAAGGCCUUAAUGGAAAAGCUGUUCCUUUGUUACCCCCAUAUCUGUAAUCCCCCUCCACCAGAACUCAGGUCCCCUCCCCACAUACACGUACAGUACACUCAGAAAUCACAUCAUCGAUAUACCGAUAACCACAUAUACUCAAAAUUUCAAAUACCAUCGAACACUGUAUUUCAUCAUAUAUUUUAUUGCUGUUAUUUUCCCCAGACUUAUAACUGUAGAUUUUAGGUGGUUGAGGUGUGAGGUGUGUGUAUGGUGUGUGUGUGUGUGUGUGUGUGGUGUGUGUGUGUGUGUGUGUGUGUGUGUGUGUGUGUGUGUGUGUGUGUGUGUGUGUGUGUGUGUGUGUGUGUGUGUGUGUGUGUGUGUGUGUGUGUGUGUGUGUGUGUGUGUGUGUGUGUGUGUGUGUGUGUGUGUGUGUGUGUGUGUGCAUGUGUGUGUGUGUGGUUGUGUGUGAAGCAAAACCUCAAAACGAAAUAAACAAAUGGCUACUCGUGGCUAUAGUGUCAGUUGUUUAAAGAAUGACGUUAUCUUUUCUUUCUCCUGUUUUACUCUUGUUUUUAUAAGUUUGGUCGUUUGUUUAUGAAGGUCUCUCUGUUGUGCAGCUGUGUAGUGUUGUAUAGUG